Columba livia (rock pigeon) is the source of this 2196-nucleotide messenger RNA. It is a transcript of the gene P2RY13, whose product is annotated as purinergic receptor P2Y13. Bases 1068 to 2084 code for a protein of 338 amino acids. Gene Ontology annotation, cellular component: membrane. Lineage: Eukaryota; Metazoa; Chordata; Aves; Columbiformes; Columbidae. The transcript has 2 exons. Gene Ontology annotation, molecular function: G protein-coupled purinergic nucleotide receptor activity. Gene Ontology annotation, biological process: G protein-coupled receptor signaling pathway; negative regulation of adenylate cyclase activity. The record is from RefSeq and is a predicted model, not a curated record.
UCAGCACGUACCGACACUAAGGCGCACACGUGCUGCGAGCGCAGCUGCAGCCUGUGUCCCUGCGCACAGUGAGCCGGGCACAGCUGGCAGGGUCACCAGACAAGCCACACAGCUCAGGCAAACACACACAAGAAGUUCUGUUUGCAGGGAAAUGCGCCGAUUCCAGCCUCACGCAGAACACACACUUGAUGAAUACAAGCACACCGUGCAGCAGCUGCUGCCAGAACCAGAAAGCGGCUGUAACCAGCGCACUGCAUCACCUGGCCACACCAACGCCAAAAUAAACCAGAAAUCCCUCUCUGGAGAUCCCGUCAAGCUCAGGUUCAUGUGUCGAUAUAGCACCGGGGUACAGAGGGAGGGCACGGUUUCUGAAGAUGUCGGGGCACGCGGGGUUGUAGCCACCCCAUGGUAAGGGUGACUCUGAGCAGACUUUCUGGUCACACAUUUGCUGACAACUGGUGCUGUCCAGAACAGGGGGAUGCACGCACACAGAUCAGAACUACAUGAGAACCCUACAGCUGAGCAUUCUCCUGGAACACUGUCAGGAACCACCCUGGGUUUGUUUGUCCCACGUCUUGAAAGCAGCCAAAUUGUAACGGCACAGCUGAAGUGUCCACACAAACAAAAUGUACCUGUCUGGAUGGAUGUCGUUGUUUUUUGUCCAUUAGAGCAGCAGACGGCAGUGUACCUUCUGACACAGAGCAAAAGCGAGAGAGAAAAGCAACAGCCAAAGUGAUUGACUAACUGGCAACACAUGAGAAUGAGGAAGGAAACACCACACUAACAGAAAAAGUCUCAUCUUUCUACACAUUUCCCCAUUCCUGCGCUGGAGGCUUCUGCGCGAGAGGAGCCGCCGAUGGAGCGGAGGCAGCCGGGGACCCGCGCCUGACAGCUCCCGCCAGCUCCGCGCAGGUACCGGCACGCUCACCGCUCACCGCGGUGACGGGCUGGGGCACCGGGGUUCCCCCUCCGGACACCGCCAGCCUGCGCUGCGCCUCUGUCUCUGAAGUGUUAUCUGGAUCCGUGCUGAGAAAGGAAAAAUCGCGCCUGCUUGCCUGUUUCAAACGAUGGGAGACUUUGCAAACGCGAGCACGGGCGGUAACGGCAGCGGCACCGCCAGCGCCGCGUGUCCCCGGGACACCGCGCUCACCCGCCUGCUCUUCCCCGCGCUCUACACGCUCGUGUUCCUGCUGGGGCUCGUGCUGAACAGCCUGGCCUGCUGGGCCUUCUUCCGCAUCCCGAGCACAUCGACCUUCAUCGUCUACCUGAAAAAUAUCUUAGUUUCUGAUUCUAUAAUGACCCUGAUGCUUCCUCUGAAAAUCCUGGCGGACUCUGGCCUGGGACCGUGGCAGCUCAAGGCCUUCGUGUGCCGCUUCUCGGCCGUGGUGUUUUACGACACCAUGUACAUCAGCAUCGUGCUGCUGGGGCUCAUUGCGUUCGACAGAUUCCUCAAGAUCGUGAGACCGUUCGGCAAGUUCUGGGUGCAAAACCUGCUCUCAGCAAAGAUCCUCGCGGGCCUGGUCUGGCUCUUCUUCCUUGUCCUCUCCCUGCCUAACGUGAUCUUAUCGAACAAGACAGCGACACCCGCGUUGGUGAAGAAGUGCGCCUCGCUGAAGAACCGCUUCGGACUCAAAUGGCAUGAAGCCGUCAAUUACAUCUGUCAGUUCAUCUUCUGGACUGUUCUCAUCCUCAUGCUUCUAUUUUACACAAUUAUUGCCAAAAAGGUAUAUGAGUCUUACAGGAAAACGCAGAAGAAAGACAACAAAAGCGAACGGAGGGUCAAGGGGAAAGUAUUCAUCAUUUUUACUGUGUUUUUCUUGUGCUUCGCCCCGUUCCAUUUCAGCAGAGUUCCCUACACGCUGAGCCAGACGCGCAGCUGGAUGGACUGCCGGCUGCAGAACUGGCUCUUCGUGGCCAAGGAGAGCACGUUGUGGCUGGCGGCCACCAACGUCUGCAUGGACCCCCUCAUCUACCUGCUCCUGUGCAAGCCCUUCCUAGAAAGGGUGCUGUGCGGGAGGGUAAAGACGGCUCACACAAACACAAAAGCCGAACUGGACACACGAACGUCUCCUAAUGAACUCUGAUCCUACAGUCUCUGCAUAUUCAUAGAGAAGUUAAAAAUACCUUGUGCUCCUUCUGCUGUAGAAAAUGGAAGGGCAGUUGUACAGGAAUAUUAAUACUUAAUAAAAAUGGCAA